Molecule: messenger RNA, 2856 nt
Organism: Manihot esculenta (cassava)
Lineage: Eukaryota; Viridiplantae; Streptophyta; Magnoliopsida; Malpighiales; Euphorbiaceae
Product: putative chloride channel-like protein CLC-g
Exons: 7
Coding region: 170-2491 (773 amino acids)
Biological process (GO): transmembrane transport; chloride transport
Cellular component (GO): intracellular membrane-bounded organelle; plant-type vacuole membrane
Molecular function (GO): voltage-gated chloride channel activity
Source: RefSeq, a predicted model, not a curated record
CGUAGCAUUACCCAGCAGUCCCCCCUCACCUUCCCCACCAAAAUCAGAAACUCCUGCUCUGUCCGAAGCUCUUAUCCUCCUCCUCAUUAAUCUCCUUUAUAUAGAAAUCUUGCCAUACACUUCUCUCCAACUACCUUUCAAAGAACCAAAACCGAAGGAGGGAACCGCUAUGUCCACAAAUUCCAUCAAUGGAGCAACAGACCAUGAAUCAUUCACUCUUCCUCUCAUCACCUCUCACCGUUCCCUCGCCAACUCCACCUCUCAAGUUGCCAUCGUCGGCGCUAAUGUCUGCCCUAUCGAAAGCCUCGACUACGAGAUUGCGGAGAAUGAUUUCUUCAAGCAGGAUUGGAGGACCAGUAGAAAGAUCCAGAUUUUUCAAUAUGUGUUCAUGAAGUGGUCGCUUUGCUUCUUGGUUGGGAUUAUUGUUAGCCUUAUUGGAUUUUUUAACAAUCUUGCUGUUGAGAAUAUUGCUGGUGUUAAGUUUGUCGUCACUUCCAAUAUGAUGCUCUUACAUAGGUAUGGGAUGGCAUUUCUUGUGUUCUCAGUCUCUAAUUUGGUUCUUACCCUGUUCGCAUCCAUCAUCACAGCUUUUGUAGCUCCGGCUGCUGCAGGUUCUGGUAUACCAGAAGUGAAAGCGUAUCUCAAUGGUGUGGAUGCACCUGGAAUUCUUUCCUUGCGAACUUUUGUUGUCAAGAUCAUUGGAAGCAUUUCUGCUGUGUCAUCAUCUCUUCUUAUAGGAAAGGCAGGGCCUAUGGUGCAUACUGGUGCAUGUAUUGCAUCAUUGUUGGGUCAGGGUGGAUCUAAAAAAUACAGAUUAACUGGAAAAUGGCUACGCUUUUUCAAAAAUGACCGAGAUCGGCGAGAUCUUGUAACAUGUGGAUCAGCUGCUGGAAUUGCUGCUGCCUUUCGUGCCCCAGUUGGUGGUGUGCUGUUUGCUCUUGAAGAAAUGGCAUCUUGGUGGAGAAGUUCCCUUCUGUGGAGAGCUUUCUUUACAACAGCUGUAGUUGCAAUAGUGCUUCGGGCUCUGAUUGAUUUCUGUUUGAGUGGCAAAUGUGGAUUAUUUGGUAAAGGGGGGCUUAUAAUGUUUGAUGUCUAUUCGGCAAAUGUUACAUAUCAUCUCAUUGAUGUGCCACCUGUUAUUCUCCUAGGAGUUACAGGGGGAAUAUUGGGAAGUUUAUACAAUUUUCUCUUAGAUAAAGUUCUUCGAAUCUACAACCUCGUCAAUGAGAAAGGCACUGUUUACAGAAUUUUGCUUGCUUGUUCAAUCUCCAUAUUCACAUCCUGUCUUCUUUUUGGAUUACCUUGGCUGGCAUCAUGUCAACCUUGUCCAGCUGAUGCAUCAGAAGCCUGUCCAACAAUAGGCCGGUCUGGCAACUACAAGAAAUUUCAAUGUGAACCUGGUUAUUACAAUGAUCUUGCCAGUCUCAUUUUUAACACAAACGAUGAUGCUAUUAAGAAUCUCUUCAGCAGGAAUACUGAUGCUGAGUUUCAGUAUUCGUCAAUUCUCAUAUUUUUCAUAACAUGCUUUUUUCUUAGUAUCUUUAGCUAUGGGAUUGUUGCUCCUGCGGGUCUUUUUGUGCCAGUAAUCGUGACAGGCGCAUCUUAUGGACGUUUUAUUGGUAUGAUAUUCAGUUCAAAAUCCAGUCUUAAUCAUGGCCUUUAUGCUGUGCUUGGUGCUGCUUCAUUUCUUGGUGGAUCUAUGAGGAUGACAGUUUCUUUAUGUGUUAUUAUCCUAGAAUUGACCAAUAAUCUGUUGCUUCUACCCUUGAUAAUGUUGGUUCUUCUUGUUUCCAAGACUGUGGCUGAUGCAUUUAAUUGUAACAUUUAUGACCUUAUCAUGAAAGCGAAGGGUUUUCCUUAUCUAGAAACUCAUGCAGAGCCUUACAUGAGGCAAUUGACAGUUGCUGAUGUAGUCACUGGUCCUCUUCAGCUGUUUCAUGGCAUUGAGAAGGUUGGUAAUAUAGUACAUGUUCUUCAAACAACAAGGCAUAAUGGAUUUCCUGUAAUUGAUGAGCCCCCACUUUCUGACUGUCAAGUUCUUUAUGGACUAAUCCUCCGUGCUCAUCUUAUUGAACUAUUAAAGAAGAAAAUCUUUUCAUCCUCUCCGGUGCCAAUGGGUCCUGAUGCCUUGGAGCAAUUCUCAGCUGGUGACUUUGCAAAAAGGGGCUCAGGCAAUGGUGACAAGAUAGAAGAUAUACAAAUUACUGAAGAAGAGAUGGAGAUGUUCUUAGAUUUGCAUCCUUUCACUAAUGCUUCACCUUAUACUGUUGUGGAGACAAUGUCACUAGCUAAAGCUCGGAUGCUAUUCCGAGAAGUUGGAUUGAGGCAUCUGCUUGUGAUACCCAAGAUCUCUAGUAGAUCUCCUGUUGUGGGUAUAUUGACAAGACACGACUUCAUGCCAGAACACAUACUGAGUUUGCAUCCUUUGCUUUUUAGGAGCAGGUGGAAAAGAUUAAGAAUCCGGCUGCCCCAACUAUUUAAAUUUUUGUAGGAUGUCUUUGCAUACAUUGGGCAUCAACCCUUUCCUGUUCAGGAGCAGGUGGAAAACAAUCAGGCCGCCUUAUUAAGUUAAAAUAUCGCAGGGCAUUUCAGGCGAGCAAUGGAAGUUGCACUUGAAAAUGAGGGUGUACUGAAACCUAUUUGAGCUCCAUAACACACAAUAUUUGAAGGACUAACCCCAUUUUUUCAGUGCUUCUUCAUGGAAAUCAACCAGAACCAAUAAUAUCAGAUGAGGAUCGGGGUAAACAAUCGAGAUGUUUGUAAGCAGUAUGAUGUAACUAUGAUGAAAUAUCUAACUUAAUUUGUUUAGUGAAAUUUACGAGAGGAAGAAAUGAAGAAUGAAAUUAUAAUUAAUUA